Topomyia yanbarensis is the source of this 5029-nucleotide messenger RNA. It is a transcript of the gene Mdr49, whose product is annotated as multidrug resistance protein homolog 49. The coding region runs from base 464 to 4396 and encodes 1310 amino acids. NCBI's taxonomy places the organism in Eukaryota, Metazoa, Arthropoda, Insecta, Diptera, Culicidae. Gene Ontology annotation, cellular component: membrane. Gene Ontology annotation, biological process: transmembrane transport. The transcript is spliced from 11 exons. Gene Ontology annotation, molecular function: ATP hydrolysis activity; ABC-type transporter activity; ATP binding. The record is from RefSeq and is a predicted model, not a curated record.
CUAGAUCAACAGCUGAUUCAGUGCCCUUCCUUCCUGUUCGCCCUUUGCUUUCGUUACUGCGUGACCCGCCGUAUUGGCUAUAGUGGCAGUGAUUUUCUCGACUUUAUUGCUGUUAUUAGCGAAUGCUUGAGGGCUAUUCUUUUCCAUACCAUGCAUACUUUUAGAUGAAAACAAACUUGUAAAAUAACUAAUCCACCGAUUGCUCAGUAAAGUGUGUCCUGCCGGAUAGACUUGUGGUGCCUACGUUUUCAAGUGCAACGAAAACAAAGAUUUUUUAGUUUGCUGAAGAUUAUUUACAAUUUGAAUGUGAUAGAUAAAAUCGUAAUGGUUAUGAGCUUAUGAUUUUACAGUGUGUCAACAAAACUCAGAAUAUGAUGCAUAUCAAUUGAUAUUUUGAAUUACACUAAUAUCAGAAUCAUACAAAUAUAAUAGAGUCCAUAUCAAUAGCUGGCAGCACACUAAAAUGUCAAAUAAAAAUAAUCCUCAAAGUAACGGAUCGCAGCAACAGCAGUCGGUGAAUCUCAAACAUGGCAUCAGCAACGACGCGAUGUCCGUAUCCAGCUACAAGGGUUCAAAGGAUGUUCUAAACGCGAAAUUCAACAAAGCACCGGACAAAGCAUUCAGCUCCGUCAGCAGUAAUAAACCGGUUUCAUACUUCAAAUUGUUCCGUUUCGCCACAUGGGGAGAAAUAAGUGCUACCAUUCUGGGGGUGUUACUGGCCUCGUUUGCGUCGUUGGGACUGCCCUACGGUGUCAUACUGUACGGCGAGUUCACGACGCUGCUGGUAGAUCGAACUAUCGGAAUAGGAAAGUCGACCGACACAGCAAUCCUGUCGAUGUUCGGCGGUGGACACAUAUUGAUCAACGCCAGCGUCGAAGAGAACCGCGACGCCAUCCUAGUUGAUGCUAAAGCCUUCGGGUUGGGCGUCAUAUUCGUGUCGGUAAUACAGUUCCUAGCCGCAGCCCUGAGCAUAGAUGUGAUCAAUCGAUCGGCCAAUCGGCAGAUCAGUCGAAUACGGCAACUGUUCCUACAGGCGGUCCUCCGGCAGGAUAUGACCUGGUUCGAUCUGAAUAGCGAUGACAAUUUCGCGGUGCGAAUCACUGAUGAUUUGGAUAAGCUGAAGGAAGGCAUUGGAGAAAAACUUUCCAUUUUCACGUAUCUGGUAAUGUCUUUCACCAUAUCUGUGAUAUUUUCGUUUUUCUACGGAUGGAAGUUAACGCUUGUGAUAUUGAGCUGUGCGCCGAUUAUUAUAUUGGCAACUGCUAUAGUGGCUAAGAUGCAAAGUUCGUUAACGGAGAAGGAAUUAAAGGCCUAUUCAUCUGCAGGAGCAGUUGCUGAAGAAGUUCUUGGCAGUAUACGAACCGUUGUGGCGUUUGGUGGUGAGCGGAAAGAACUGGACCGGUACAAAGGGCGUUUAGGUGCUGCAGAAGAGAAUGGCAGAAAGAAGGGUCUUUUCUCGGGAAUAGGAGGCGGAAUUAUGUGGUUUAUCAUCUACUGUUGCUAUGCUUUAGCUUUCUGGUAUGGGAUCAGUCUUAUCCUCGAAGAUCGCGGCAAAGAUGUGAAAGACUACACUCCCGCUGUGCUGAUUAUUGUGUUGUUUGGAGUGUUGGCUGGAGCUCAAAAUCUUGGUCUUUCGUCUCCUCAUUUAGAAGCUUUUUCUACCGCAAAGGGAUCAGCUGCAUCUAUAUUCAAUGUCAUCGAUAGAAUACCGACUAUUGACUCGCUUGGCGAUAACGGUUUGCGACCACUUUCCUUUGGAGGAAACAUCAAAUUUACAGAUGUUCGGUUCCGGUAUCCUGCGCGUAGUGAUGUCCAGGUAUUGCAAGGCUUGGAUUUGACUAUAGAGGCAGGAAAGACUGUAGCGUUGGUAGGGCCAUCGGGCUGCGGAAAGUCAACUUGCCUUCAGCUUAUCCAGCGACUGUAUGAUCCUCUACACGGUAACGUGACCAUCGAUGGAAUAAAAAUUAACGAAUUGAACAUAAGCUGGUUACGUUCUUACAUUGGUGUAGUUGGUCAGGAACCGGUUUUGUUUGCUACCAGCAUAGCGGAAAACAUUCGCUAUGGUAACCCAGAUGCGAGUCAGAGUGAUAUAGAGAAAGCUGCCAAAAUUGCUAAUUGCCAUAGCUUCGUAACAAAGUUGCCGAAUGGAUACCACACGAUGAUUGGGGAACGUGGUGCUCAGCUUUCCGGUGGUCAAAAGCAACGAAUUGCUAUUGCACGAGCGUUGGUUCGUAAUCCAAAAAUCCUCCUGCUAGAUGAAGCAACCUCGGCACUGGAUCCAAACUCCGAACGACGUGUUCAGGAUGCUCUCGAGAAGGCCAGUCGUGGUCGUACCACUUUGGUGGUAUCUCAUCGAUUAUCGACAAUAACCAAUGCGGAUAAGAUUGUAUAUAUAGAUAAAGGAGUGGUUGCUGAACAAGGAACACACGAGGCUCUGAUGGCUAAAAAGGGGAUGUAUUAUAAUUUAGUGAUCGCUAGUGGUGCGCUUAAGCAGGAUGAUGAUGAGGUCAAACCAAUUAGGGACGACCAAAAUCAAGUGGGACCGAAGAGUGAUUCUGCAGAUGAUGACGCUUAUUCUGACGAUGAGUCGGAUGGAAGCAAAUCUGGAGAAGUUGUCGAGGACGACGUAGAAGAUGCUUAUCCGGUAUCUGUGUUGCGACUAAUGAAACUUAAUGCACCAGAAUGGCCAUACAUAUUGUUUGGCUGUGGUGCGGCAAUGGUUGUUGGAGCGUCGUUCCCAUUAUUUGCAGUACUUUUUGGUGAAAUGUAUGGCAUUCUCUCGGUAGCUGAUCCGGAGUAUGUGAAAGAGGAAUCCAACUUCUAUUCGUUACUCUUCUUACUACUAGGUGUUAUAACAGGUAUCGGGACAUUCUUCCAAACUUUUCUAUUCAACGUGGCCGGUGUUCGCCUAACGGCGCGACUUCGACAGAAAACCUUUAAAGCCAUCAUAAGCCAGGAGAUGGCUUGGUUUGACGAAUCCAAUAAUGCCGUUGGAGCACUAUGUGCUCGUCUUUCCGGAGACUGUGCAAGUGUACAAGGUGCAACGGGAACACGCAUCGGAUCUCUUCUGCAAGCCGCCUCUACUAUUUGCAUUGGAGUAGGAAUAGCUUUAUAUUACUCGUGGAACUUAACACUGGUAUCGGUGGUUGCUAUUCCGAUAGUGUUGGGAUCGAUUAUACUAGAAUCUCGGUACAUGGAAUCAAGUGCCCUAAAAGAGAAACAGGCUCUUGAAAGUGCCAUUAAAUUAGCGGUUGAAGCCAUUUCCAAUAUUCGUACAGUUGCCAGUUUAGGUCAGGAGCCAUACGUUCUCGAUCGAUACAACAAAGAAACUGUGAAGGCGGACACAGCCUGCAAAAAGAAAACUAGACUGAGAGGCGUUGUGUUUGCCUUGGGACAGAUUAUGCCGUUUAUGGGAUACGGUUUGGCACUAUUCUACGGUGGAAAACUGGUUUCAGAAGCGCAGUUGGAGUAUAAAGACGUGAUCAAAGUUUCCGAAGCACUCAUCUUUGGCGCUUGGAUGCUGGGACAAGCUUUGGCUUACGCGCCGAACGUGAACUCUGCCAUGCUAUCAGCUGGACGCCUCAUGAAGUUACUCGAUCGUACCCCGAAAAUGCACAAUCCGUCAAGCACAUAUCGUCCAAUUUCUCAGAAACACGAAGGCAACAUAAAAUACACUGAUGUGGAGUUCCGCUACCCCACGCGACCUACCGUUCCCAUACUGCAAGGCUUGAAUUUGGAGAUUCAGAAAGGAACCACAGUUGCUUUGGUUGGACCUUCUGGGUGUGGAAAAUCUACCUGUAUUCAAAUGCUCCUUCGCUAUUAUGAUCCCGACAACGGCAAAGUAGACAUUGAUGGCAUCACCACGACAGACUUCCAGCUUAGUCGGAUCCGCGCCCAAAUGGGUCUUGUUUCCCAGGAACCGGUGCUGUUCGAUCGAACCAUUGCGGAAAACAUUGCCUACGGAGACAACACACGUGACAUCCCGAUGCCGGAGAUUAUUGAGGCUGCCAAAAUGGCCAACAUCCACGAGUUCAUCGUAAACCUCCCGAAGGGGUACGAGACCAGCCUGGGUACUAAGGGCGCACAGCUGUCCGGCGGUCAGAAGCAACGUAUCGCAAUCGCACGUGCGUUAGUUCGCAAUCCUCGGAUAUUGUUGCUAGACGAGGCAACGUCAGCUCUGGACAAUCAAAGUGAAAAAAUUGUUCAGAAUGCACUUGAUCACGCUCGAAAGGGUAGAACCUGCAUAAUUAUUGCCCAUCGGCUGACGACCAUUCAGAAUGCGGAUGUGAUCUGUGUCAUCCAGAACGGUGUUGUAGUCGAGUGCGGCACUCAUGACGAGCUAAUAGCGCUUAACAGAAUCUACUCGAAACUGUAUACCAUGCAACAAGUGGCUUAAAGUGCACUUAAAUGUUCACGUGCUCAUUAUUCAAUAUUUUUUUUAUUGAUUGAUUGAUGAAAUCAGAAGACUUAAUGUGCCGUAAUGGAUGUAUGUUUCAGUACAUUCGUAAAACCCGUAUCGCACAUCGAUUCUAGGACAGUCUCAGCGAUGGAGGCAACGAAAGGAAUUUAUGCGUAGCGUUAAUGUAGAAGUGAUAUUUAAACACCUCUUUAUAGCUUAAUUGACUUUUAACUUAUUCAUUAUGAAACCAGUACAUCAUAUAACCGAAUCAAAACGUUGAAAUCCUACUGUUACUGUUAAUAAAUUAAUGAAUUUUCUAUCACUUUGAAUGUCGACAGGCACUGUGCACUUUAUCAUGGAUAUUCUUUGGAUAAGGAAAUUCAUACUUCAGUGUUCAAUAAUGCCGCCAUAAAGUAUUGUAAGCAUUUCGCGUAUAGUAAACUAUUUUCCUGCACACUUCCUUUACAUAACAAUUGUUAAAAUCCUUCUUCGAAUUAGAAAACAUCACUGAAGCUUUAUCAGCUUUGAAUGUUUAAGGUUAACAAAACAAGAAUCAAAGUUGAAACUAUUGUUGAUAUGUUGAAGUUUUUUAUGAGAUGAAAAUCUACUAAAACGAUUUUAUUUAUAAAA